GUAUUGUAUAAAUAUAAAGAGUAUUAUUCUAUAUACGAUUUAUCUUUUGGACACCAAGCUUGUAUAUUGUAUUUGACAAAGCGAAUUAUAAUUUUUUGUUACUGUUACGCCGUCUAGAAUUGAUUGAAUCAUAUGUUACAGUAUAAAUAAUAUUCGUUGAAUAUUUGGAAUUCCUCAGUGAAGCGAUUUAAAAUAUUAAUCGCCGAGAGGAUAGAUUAUUAAUAUUAUUUGUAUCACAUAAAAUAUAUAUCUUAUAUAUUUAAUUUUAAUUAUUGUUAUAGAAAUAAAAAUGGAAGAAGUUAAUCCAAAAGCAUAUCCUUUAGCGGAUGCAGCUCUAACUGCAAAAAUUUUAAAUCUCGUAAAACAAGCUGUUGAUUAUCAACAAUUACGGAAGGGUGCUAAUGAAUCAGCGAAAACUUUAAAUCGUGGCCUUUCAGAAUUUAUCGUAAUGGCUGCGGAUGCUACACCAUUAGAAAUUCUCUUGCAUUUACCGUUGUUAUGCGAAGAUAAGAAUGUACCUUAUGUUUUCGUCCGUAGUAAACAAGCUUUAGGUCGUGCUUGUGGAGUAUCUAGGCCAGUUGUAGCCUGUUCUGUUACAGUUAAUGAAGGAUCUCAAUUGAAGCCACAAAUACAAGCUAUACAACAAGAGAUAGAACGUCUAUUGGUUUAAGUUAUAUCUCUGUUCAUUGUACAAAUUCAUAUAUAAUACAAGAAACAAGUUUUUGAUUCA
Molecule: messenger RNA, 730 nt
Organism: Vespa crabro (European hornet)
Lineage: Eukaryota; Metazoa; Arthropoda; Insecta; Hymenoptera; Vespidae
Gene: hoip
Product: NHP2-like protein 1
Exons: 2
Coding region: 290-670 (126 amino acids)
Biological process (GO): ribosome biogenesis; maturation of SSU-rRNA; mRNA splicing, via spliceosome
Cellular component (GO): box C/D methylation guide snoRNP complex; precatalytic spliceosome; nucleolus
Molecular function (GO): RNA binding
Source: RefSeq, a predicted model, not a curated record